Messenger RNA from [Torrubiella] hemipterigena, 4230 nucleotides. NCBI's taxonomy places the organism in Eukaryota, Fungi, Ascomycota, Sordariomycetes, Hypocreales, Clavicipitaceae. The record is from the annotation of a GenBank genome assembly.
CCCACACAACGUGCGUGGUUUCUGCGUGGCGUUUUUCUCUUUGCUUGUCUUUCCCUUCAGGGCCGGCCCCUCCCCUGGGCGCUUGGGCCUCCCCUGUACUGCUCGCACUGUCCUGCUACAGUGGUCUGCUUCCUCCCACCUGCGCCUGAAGGGGACCGGACGGGCUGGGUUUGCGCUGAAACUGCUGGGCUCCCCUUUGGCCUCGCAUUUGCUUUUUGAACCUCGCACCCCCGGUCGCCUUGCUUAGUUUCUCAAACUCUCGCCGUUUCGCAAAAUCAUUAGCCCCGGCUGAUUAUCCAUCGAAACUGCGUUGUUUUGCUGCUGAUCACCACUGCGUUUUCGCCUGUUGCGCAGCCCCCAGCGCCCUUUAGCUCCCCGUGGAUCGUCCCAAAAUCAAAACGUUCUUCUAGCAACAUACUUGCUCUCUUGUGCUGGAACGGUUCGUUUUCGGUUUGUUCGGGUGACCAUCUAGAAUUCCAACUAUUAUACAUUCAUUCAUUUCCUUGUUUUCGAUUUCUUUCUUCUUCAAGAGCUAGGCCUCUUGCUUUUGUUUCUUUGCCCCUUUGGAACCGCCAACGACCAACGAGCCUUUGUCGACGGACCACAACAACAAUAAAACCCCGUUCACUACUACCGAACCCGAGACGAAAAAGCACCUUUCGACAACAUGGCUGGUGUAAGAAUGAGAUUCGAAAGAGACGCUGUUGCGCAACUCUUUGUGAGAGACGAGCAGUGCCCUCCGCUUGUCUGCCCGCCGUGCAAGAGCGGCGAGUCGUGUACAUUCAUCGCCAAGUCUGCCACACAAUGCUCCAAGGCCAUCUGCGUUGCCGACGACGCGAGCAGCGGUGGCAGUAAAGGCCCCGGCGCUGGCGCCAUUGCCGGCGGUGUCAUUGGCGGCAUCGUUGCCGUCGCCAUCCUAACAUACCUUGUCUGGAAGUUCCUCAUCAAGCCCAAGCGCUCCUCCGACACGGCGACCACGCUGCACUCGUCCGUCUUUGAAGCCGACAACAGCACCAUUGGCCGCGAAGAAAAGGCCGAGAGUGUGCCUCUGCAGCGCCGCAACUCCACGACCACUGUGCACUCCAUUGCGUCCACCGUCCUCACACGCGCCUCCAACAUCAUCCAGAUUGCCUACAUCCCCGGCGUCACCGGCAGACCCAACACCGGCAGUAACAACAGCCACCCGUCCGACGUGCUCGUGCCCCCCGUGCCUCCCAUGCCAGGCAGCAACCACGGCGAAUACCCCUACUACGCCGGCGCCAGCGAGGCCCGCAACUCGACAUACUCUGGUUUCUCAGGAUACUCGGAAGCCCCCUCGCACAGCGUUGCCGGCAACCGCUCGAGCAUUGCAUCCACCAUCUACGGCCGCCAGGCUCAGGUCCAGAACCCAGCGCAGGCCGGCGUGCGCGCCAAGCCCACCGUCGUGAGCGUCAAGGGCAGCGGCAACACGCCGCCCAUGAACCAGGACGCCGAGCGCUUCGCCGACCGCCCCGAGAGCACGUUCAGCUCCGUCAGCCUGACCUCGACAAUGCUCAACAGCGCCAACACGGCCAUGCCGGGCCGCGCCCAGGUCGUCAAGGUCGGCAUCAAGAAGACGAGCCCCAGCCAGCGCUCCGAUGCCACCUCGUCCACUACUUCCAUUGCCAUCUCGUCGGUCGAGAGCGAAAAGGAGGUCGUCACCCCCGAGAUCCUCCAGACCAUGACCCUGCCCUCCAUUGCCUACUCGCCUCCCACAGACCCUAGCCCCUUUGCCGACCCGCCAUCCAAUGUCGCCCAGCGCCCCUCGCUGGCCGAUAUCAAGGAGGAGAGCUCGAGCAGCCUACCAAAAAAUGCUAGAAGCCCUUUUAGCGACGAGCACGCCACUAAGUAGGGCUUUCUAGUUGUUUUGUUGUUUUGGUGUCUCUACCAUACAGGAGUAGAAGCGUUGAAGGCGUGUGCAUUUCCUGGGUUGUCUCAUUUUGGGGUUUGAUUUUUUUUCGGCACAAAGGAAGCGAGUACGUACAUGUUGGAUCUACGAAGUUUACGGAGUCUUUUUUUUGUUAUUUCAUUGCGGAGUACAACUGUUGGGGAAUCUAUUUUUCUUAUCUUCAUUAGACGACUGCCAUUGUCGUCCAGGGCUUCGCUCCCAUCAUCCCUUUUUUUUUUAUUAUAUAUAUCUUGCCCUCCUUUUUCACUGGACUUGCGCAGACGCAACCAUUUCUUUACCUGUUACAUAAAAAAUAUACACACUUUUUUUUUGUUAUCAUCACACUGCGCCUGGUAUACCGUGGUCUUAUAAGACACCAACCCAUGCUAUAAGAGUAAGCACGAAGCCAGCCGGCAUCGUGAAUCGCCACGCCGCAGAAUCAAGUGCCGUGGCCUAGCUGCAUGUGACCACUAUAUCGACAAAAGCAAGCUAUUCCCGCGCGCGACAGAACAGACCAUGGCGCCGCCACCAGGUGAGGUUCUGUCAAAGUUGACUCGUCAACACCCGUGACGCCGGCGGAGGUGCAAAGCUCCAGCUGCGGCGUCAAGCUUUCUUCUUCGAGACAACAGCAAAACAAGAUUAGAGGAGAAAGAAAACAUAAAAUGGUCUUUUAAUAUGAGUUAAAGUUGCCUCCUAAGCCCCCCCUUUGUAGACUUUCCCGUGGAGACUCCCACGAAACCUAGUCUAUCAUCCCAAAUCAUCUCUGCGUCGUUUUGUUCUUGUAUAUAAAAAAAGGGUUUUCUUUUCAGUUUUCAAAAAAGGUAAAAUAAAGAAGAGGCGAAGACAAGGAUUUCCACACAAAAAAUAGAUUUAGGCCGCCCUGAGAUAGAAAAAACAAGAAUCGCAAGCAGGUGUCCAAAAAACGCGGGGAGGGAGAAACGGAUGCGCGAGCUGCUGCUGGAUGUUGCGAGCGUUCGCGCUGCUCUAUAAAUUGCAAAGGAGGAAGAGGAGGAUAUGGUGGUAGUGGUGGUGGUGAUGGUGACUUGUUUGUGGUUAUAUGCCCAUGGGGGAGAAGCUGUUCUGACAAUAUCAACGAGAGGCAUUCGGUCUUUUUUGAUACGCAGACAGUCCGGCUCUCUCCCAGUAGACGCUGCUCCACGGUUGUAUUUAUUUCGGUUUUUAGUAGGAAGAGAGGGGGGGAAAAUGAGGAAGAAAAAAACGAUUCGUUCGUAGCCAUUGCGUUAAAUAGUCGUAAAACCUAACACCCGUGAAGUAGAAGAAGAAAAGAGGAGCGAAGAAAGCAGACGAGCUUUUUCUUUGGAUUCCAUUCUUUUGAUGCGCCAUUCGCCGAUUCGAGUAAUUGGGGGGGGGUUGUGCUGUCCGGUGUAAAAGCCAUUACCAUGCGCCGCUGAGGGCUGAUAAUGUCCGUGCGGCACAUGCGAUUAUCACAAUACCGGGUUGGGUAGUGAGAUAAAAAUGAGGAGGAGUAAGAACGGUGUCGGGGUUGGGUAGUGUUUUGGGUUUAUAAAAUAGUGCAUCUUGAGCGACGCUCGCCAUCCUUGCCACGUCUGGGCUUGCCAAACUGGCUAUCACGGCCCAAAUCGCCAUUGCCGGUGCGAGUGCGGCCGCCAGCAGCGCCAGAGCGGCGAGUUGUCUGUUGACGUUGGCGGCGGAGGAUGCGGACCACGUCGUAAAAGGCCUUUUCCACAUGGACACGGUUCUUUGCUGACGUCUCGACAAACUCACAGCCGAGCUCACGGGCGAGGGCAUGACCUUCUUGCGUCGACACCUCGCGCUCCGUGACCCUGUCACUCUUGUUACCGACGAGCAUGAUGGGGGCUGGCAGCUGCGGGUUGGCUGUGGAGAUGGGCGAUCCUGGGUACGAGGGCGACGAGGCGCACGACUCCUUGACUCGCUGGAUCUGGUGGUGGAAGCGCUUGAUUCGCGAAAAGGAGGACCGGGAGGUGAUGCUAUACACGAGGACGAAGCCUUCGCCGUCGCGGAUCCAUUGGUCGCGGAGGGCUGUAUAUUCUUCUUGGCCGGCGGUAUCAAGAACCUCGAGCAUGCAAGGAUGGUCAUCGAUGACCACUUGCUUUCGGUAUUGGUCUUCAAUGGUCGGGUCGUACUGCAGAGAGAGCGUUUGCGAUUAGCCAUCGGCUUCAAUGUGCGGAGCAAGUCGUACAAGAACAACAACGACAAUAACAGUGAGUGCGCAGCAGCUCGGAGCGGCUUGACGGAAGCUAUUCCCCGCGUGCGUUGGUCGCCUGCCACAAAACGACAAGAGCACAAUCAGAGAUGCAUCAUCUCCAACGUGCAGCGGUAAA